Messenger RNA from Brassica oleracea var. oleracea, 783 nucleotides. RefSeq lists its product as uncharacterized. The record is from RefSeq and is a predicted model, not a curated record. The transcript has 3 exons. Bases 85 to 651 code for a protein of 188 amino acids. Lineage: Eukaryota; Viridiplantae; Streptophyta; Magnoliopsida; Brassicales; Brassicaceae. Gene Ontology annotation, cellular component: intracellular anatomical structure.
UAGAAACUGAUUUGGUUUUGGAGUUUAGACAAAAGCCUGAGAGAGAGAGAGAGAGAGAGAGUCUGUCGGUGAAUAUCGUAGAAGAUGGCGAAGUCUUCAGAAAUCGUGAAGAAGCUGAAUCUCAGGUCACACCAAGAAGGUGGUUUCUUCUAUGAAACGUUCAGAGACUCUUCUGUUAUCCUCUCCACCUCUCAUCUCCCUCCCACCUUCAAGGUGGACAGAGCUGUGAGCACAAGUAUUUACUUUUUGCUUCCAUCUGGUAACGUUUCACGUCUUCAUCGCAUACCCAUGGCUGAAACUUGGCACUUCUAUUUGGGUGAACCCCUCACUGUAGUGGAGAUCAACGAUGAUGGGAAGUUGAAAUUCACGUGUCUUGGUCCUGACCUCAUUGAAGGUGACCAGAAGCCUCAGUACACGGUCCCUCCGAACAUUUGGUUUGGUUCGUUUCCAACAAAGGAUUUUCAUUUCCCUCACAAUGGGACUCUGCUUAGAGCCGAGCCUAGAGACUCGGAGAACCAUUUCUCUCUUGUCGGAUGCACCUGUGCUCCCGGUUUCCAGUUUGAGGAUUUUGAGCUUGCGAAACGCUCUCACCUCAUGUCGCUGUUUCCUCAGCAUGAGUUGCUUAUCACAAUGCUCUCUUACCCGGAGUGAUGAGGGGUGUUACUGCUAAUAGAAGACAUUCUCUAUGUUGUUUUCUUACUGCAAAACCUUACUUAUGAACCAUGUGAAGUUGUAACUGUACUCUUUGAUUUCACUUUUGAACUAUCUUUCUUUGUUUUUUUU